UGGUUAUCAUUAUUUCAUUGGGUUUAUCACAUCUCUUAUUAUUCAAAGCACUAACAUAUUCAAACUCCCAAACCUGCUUUCCAUCACUUAAGGCAUAGAAGAAGAGAGAUUCAAAGACAAAGGCAAUGGCUGCCUCUAACCUUUCUUGCAUUGCUUCUGGAGUGGUCAUUCCCUCUUCAACUACCAUCUCAUCUUCCUCUUCUAGGUUAUCUUCUUUGGCCUUCUUCCCCAAGAAUUCCAACUCUAUUUCUAGAUCAUCUAGGUUGGUUAUCCGUGCCGCUGCCUCCGACGAGGCCGCUCCCCCGCCCCCGGCUGCCGCUCCUGCUGCCGCCACCGCGGAAGAGCCCAAGCCUAAACCUGCCCCUAUUGGUCCCAAAAGAGGUGCCAAGGUGAAGAUUCUAAGGAAAGAAUCUUACUGGUACAAGGAUGUUGGAUCUGUUGUAACAGUUGACCAGGACCCGAACACUCGAUAUCCAGUUGUGGUUAGAUUUAGCAAAGUAAAUUAUGCAAGUGUAUCAACAAACAACUAUGCACUUGAUGAGAUUGAAGAAGUUGCUUAAGCUUUUUUCUUUUUUUUUAAUGUGAUUGUGUAUUUUUGAGUUAAAAUGUUUGUAUAAUACUUCCAAUUUCAAUCUAUCUCUCCUCUUUCCAUGA
Molecule: messenger RNA, 654 nt
Organism: Benincasa hispida (wax gourd)
Lineage: Eukaryota; Viridiplantae; Streptophyta; Magnoliopsida; Cucurbitales; Cucurbitaceae
Product: photosystem I reaction center subunit IV, chloroplastic-like
Biological process (GO): photosynthesis
Cellular component (GO): photosystem I reaction center; photosystem I
Source: RefSeq, a predicted model, not a curated record